Molecule: messenger RNA, 1038 nt
Organism: Vicia faba (fava bean)
Lineage: Eukaryota; Viridiplantae; Streptophyta; Magnoliopsida; Fabales; Fabaceae
Source: the annotation of a GenBank genome assembly
AUGUCUAAUUUAGAUAAUGUUAUUGAUUUGAAUGUGUGCGAAAAUGCAACAUUAGGCAUAGGCGAGAAAAUUAUUGUCAAAGGUUUGAUGAUGCCAGACAGGUUCAUUCUUCCUGGAAUGGAUUCUAGCUUUGAUUUGAAGUCAUUCUGUUUGGCUGAAGACAGAGAUAAAGAAACUCUUAGUCACCAAUUUAUUCUGUCUGAAAGCUAUUUGAUGAAAUGCUCAAUUCAGUUAAGUGCUGGAUGCACAAUUGUGAUUGCGUCGGAUUCGUCGCGUGACAUGAGACAUGUGUUCCUCAAGGGAUAUCUCAUGGUUAUGAGUUAUAAUCUAGCAUUUACAUCCAAUAUUGUGAAGUAUCAAUACAAUAAAAUUGCAUCUGUGAAGGUUAGGGACAGGAGAUUUUUUGAUAAAGAGGAUUACAUUAUGAAGAAUAAAGUUGUUGUUGAUUCUUGUUAUUUUACCAAUGAGGAGAUGUGGGUGCUUGUUGAAAUGUGUGAUGUCUACCCGAAAAAGCGUUUUGGAGAACCCAACAUUUACAACAAUCUGGUGUUGGAUAAGGAUGAUCUUCUUGUCUUUGCUGACAAUGAGAAUGUCAAUUUCGGUUCGCCGCCUGUGUAUGGCAACCCUGAAAGACUAUGGAAUAAUAUAGUGAAUAUAGCCAUUAAAAUGGGCGUUGUGGAUGAUUUGUGUGAGAUUGUUGCUGGAAUGAGGGGUUUGCCUUAUUUUUUGCGUGAGGCAAACACGCUUACGGGAAAAAGUUGUUUCCUCUUAGACUUUCCUUUGAGUUACUCGCCCACUCUUGGUUUGGAGAGGGUAACAACUUUACCCUCCAUGCAAGGAUUUAUCGGGCACAGUGGUUACUAUGGUUCUAGCAAAUGUUUGGUUGCAGAUCUUCAACUCGGGCAGAUGAUGUUGAUGAGUUUGUUUAACAUCAUUGAGCAACUGGGUGCUAUUGGCAUUAUUGGCGUACCUAGUGGAAAUGUGAGAACUGACCCCUUUUUUCAGUCGUCUAAAGGAAUGGGGGCUCAAGAGCGAUAA